AGAGCCUUUGCCGACAUUCGUAGACCCGAUCAGACCGUCCUCCCUGGCACGCACAGCGAGAAAGCUGUCGGCGACGUGCCUGAGCCGCCGAAGCUCGGCGCCGAAACUCCCGCUUCACCAAUCGAGGGCGCGCCCAUUGGCAUUCCUAGAGCUCCUCCUACCCCCGAGGCUGUCGGUGCCACUAUUCCUCCUCCUCCUCACACCUCUACGACCGGUCCCAAAGUUGUAUCUGCUCCCGCACCCAAGCCCAGACGUCGUGGUCGCUUCCGACGCUUCUUGACCACCCUCUUCCUUUUGUCAUCUCUUGGUUUCGCUGGUGGUGUCUACUACUCGCUCAUCUCGGACAACUUCCACGACUUCUUCACUGAAUACGUACCCUUUGGCGAGGACGCCGUCGCAUACUUCGAGGAGCGCGAGUUCCGCAAGCGUUUCCCUAGCCGUAAACUCGAGGACCGCCAUUACCCCCAGGUCCGCGGCGAGAACAAGGUCCAGAUCGGAAAGAACAGUGGCUUGACAGCACAGAUCAACGAUGUCAGCUCCGACACUGACCGCCGCCAUGUCAGCGCUCUUGAGCCAUCUCGCCCUCUCCAGCAACCCCAGGAGGCCACCCCUGCCGAGCGCACCGCUGCUGACGAUGUCAAGUCUGACCGCAAGCCCCAAACAACAGCCCCCAAGCCCUCGAACGCCGCUCCUAAGGUUGCCCAAGCUCCCACCACCGCUGCUACCCAGCUCGAUCUGAUGAGCAUGCCCAACGCUGCCGAGCCCGUCGUCCAGGAUGUCGUCAAAAUGCUCAACAACAUCAUUACCGUUGUCAACGCCGACCCCUCUGCCGACAAGUACGCAUCAACCAUGGCUGCCGCUAAGGGCCAAGUCGAGAAGAUUGUCGCAGAUAUUUCUACCCUCAAAGCUCAAGCCGAGAAGCAAACGGCCGACGAAAUCUCAAACGCCCACACCUUGUUCGACCACGCAGCGAAGGAGCUCGUCGGACGUCUCCAGUCUGAAAUGCAAGACCAGGAGGCCAAGUGGCGUGAGGAGUAUGAGAGCGAACGCGAGAAGCUGUCGCAAUCAUACCAGACCAAGCUCGCGACCGAGCUUGACGUUGCGCGCAAGGUUGCCGAACAGCGCACCCGCAACUCCCUGGUUGAGCAAGAGAUUGAGCUGCAGCGCCGAUUCGCCAAGAGUGUGCGCGACCGUGUCGAGGAGGAGCGCAACGGCCGUCUCGCCCGUCUCGACGAGCUGUCGAGCUCGGUUGCUGACCUCGAGAAGCUUACCGGCGAGUGGAACAAGGUCGUCGACAGCAACUUGGCUACCCAACACCUGCACGUCGCUCUUGAGUCCGUCCGCCACGCCAUCUCCAAGCACGACCACCCUACUCCUUUCAUCAACGAGCUCGCCGCUCUCAAGGAGAUCAGCAACAACAACGAGCUCGUCUCUGCUGCUGUUGCCAGCAUUCCUCCUACCGCAUACCAGCGUGGUGUCCCCAGCUCUGCUCACUUGAUCGACCGCUUCCGUCGUGUCGCUUCCGAGGUCCGCAAGGCUGCUCUUCUUCCCGAGGAUGCCGGUGUCGCUUCCCACGCCGCCUCUGCCGUCCUUUCUCGUUUCAUGUUCAACAAGCAAGGUGCCGGUAUGCCCGAGGGUGACGAUGUCGAGGCUAUCCUCAGCCGUACCCAAGUCUUCCUCGAGGAGGGUGACAUCGAUGGUGCUGCCAGAGAGAUGAACUCCCUUGGGGGUUGGGCCGGUGUUUUGAGCAAAGACUGGGUCGCUGAGUGCAGAAGAGUCUUGGAGACCAAGCAGGCUAUCGAUGUCAUCGCUACCGAAGCCAGACUCCAGUCACUUCUGGUCGAUUAG
Molecule: messenger RNA, 1848 nt
Organism: Aureobasidium namibiae CBS 147.97
Lineage: Eukaryota; Fungi; Ascomycota; Dothideomycetes; Dothideales; Saccotheciaceae
Exons: 3
Biological process (GO): cristae formation
Cellular component (GO): MICOS complex
Source: RefSeq, a predicted model, not a curated record